Molecule: messenger RNA, 778 nt
Organism: Gloeophyllum trabeum ATCC 11539
Lineage: Eukaryota; Fungi; Basidiomycota; Agaricomycetes; Gloeophyllales; Gloeophyllaceae
Product: Der1-like protein
Exons: 6
Coding region: 18-668 (216 amino acids)
Biological process (GO): endoplasmic reticulum unfolded protein response
Cellular component (GO): Hrd1p ubiquitin ligase ERAD-L complex; endoplasmic reticulum membrane
Molecular function (GO): misfolded protein binding; ubiquitin-specific protease binding
Source: RefSeq, a predicted model, not a curated record
GACCAAAGCCGGUCGCAAUGCCUGUCGGGAUUGAGGCCUGGAUAGUCCAAAUACCGCCAAUAACAAGAGGAUGGCUGGUACUGUCGGUUCUGACUAGUUUGGCCGUUCAAUGCCAGCUAGUCACCCCAUUACAGCUGUACUUCAGCUUCAAGUCUGCUUUCAUUAACGUGCAACCGUGGAGGGCGUUGACCACGUUCUUCUAUUUCGGGACAUUGUCACUCGACUUCAUCUUUCAUAUGUUCUUCUUCAUGCGGUACAGCCGCAUGCUUGAAGAGUCGUCCUUUGCAAACCGCAAAGCAGAUUACUUCUGGCUGCUCUUCCUCUCCUCUCUAAUGCUCCUCGCCCUUUCCCCGCUGUUCAACCUCCCCUUCCUCUCUUCUCCCUUAGCCUUCGUCCCCAUAUACCUCUGGUCGAGACGACACCCAUCCACCCCGAUAUCCCUCUUCGGUCUCAUCACCAUAACUGCACCCUACCUACCCCUGGCUCUCGUCGGUUUUUCGUGGUUGCUUAAUGGUACGUGGCGAGCAGCAGCGGGCGACCUCGUGGGAUGCGCGGUCGGGCAUAUUGGGUGGUUCGUGAGGGACGUGUGGACGCGGGAGAUGAUCGGGGGUCCGACCGUUCUCAGCGAACCUCCUCAGAGAGUGAAACGUUUAUUCGGUGAAGACUAGAUAUUGGAACUGUUUGGUUUGUCUUGUAGCUAUAUGCCACUAAUCCUCGUUGAAGAGUUGUAUUCUUGAUAUCGCCCCCGGGGACGCAUCCACUCCUACCUCAAGCGCCC